AUGCCACAUAUCAGUGCCUACCAGUGCCACCUAUCAGUGCCACCUAUCAAUGCCAGUCAGUGCUACCUAUCAGUGCGCAUCAGUGCCCGUCAGAGCUGCCUAUCAGUGCCGCCUAACAGUGCCAGUCAGUGCCACCUGUGAGUGCCGCCUAUCAGUGCCAGUCAGUGCCGCCUAUCAGUGCCACCUAUUAGUGCCAUAUAUGAGUGCUGCCUUUCAGUGCCCAUCAGUGAUGCCUGUCAAUGCCCAUCAGUGCCACCUACCAGUGCCUCCUCGUAAGUGCCCAUCAGUGCCACCAAUCAGUGGCCAUCACUGCAGCCUCAUUAGCGCACAUCAGUGAAG
Messenger RNA from Staurois parvus, 339 nucleotides. The record is from the annotation of a GenBank genome assembly. NCBI's taxonomy places the organism in Eukaryota, Metazoa, Chordata, Amphibia, Anura, Ranidae.